UUGGAGGCGCGGGUUUGGAAAUAAGGCCUAAGUUAGGUUGGGUGCUGGUGAGCUGGUGGGACGGUGGUUUCCAGGUCUCUGUCCAGUUCACAAAGGAUUCGCUCGUUUUGACUUUCGGUUCUCUGCAGCGUGAGGGGCGUCGCCUCACAGUGAUACCGUGAGGAGCGUUCCUAGAGGAGCAUCGAGGAUGGGUGUGGUGGAGGCGAGGACACCGACUAAAACUGGAUGCGCUGUUCCUUCGCACUUUCGAAUUUAACUCGGCGUGAGCGGCGCGGUUUUCCCGGCAUCUGGUGGUCCCGACACGUUGUGGGUGGUAUUCACUUGUCCAGACGCCGCUCGCUGCAAUUCAGGACGAGAAAAAGCAUCGUGUUGAGCGUUUUUCUUGGAGGAGAAUUUAGCAGUAGAAAAAAAAUGUCUAUUUUCCCUAGAAUAUCUUUGAGACUUGAGGUGGAAAAUUAUCUUAAAGAGGGCUUUAUGAAUAAGGAGGUUGUGUUGGCUUUUGGUAAACAAGAAGCAGAAAAGAAGUUUGAAACUCUGUUAAAUCACUUGUCACACCCUCCAUCAUUCACAACUGUCAGAGUUAAUACACAUCUGGCCUCAGUGCAACAUGUGAAAGCUCUGUUAUUUGAUGAACUUCAGAAGCAGUUUAAUGGAUUAAGUGUUCCUAUUCUUCAGCAUCCAGACCUUCAGGAUGUCUUACUCAUUCCUGUUAUUGGACCUAGGAAGAAUAUAAAAAAACAGCAAUGCGAAGUCAUUGUUGGAGCCCAGUGUGGCAACGCUGUAUUAAGAGGAGCCCAUGUCUAUGUUCCAGGAAUUGCGUCAGCUUCAAAAUUUAUGAAAGCUGGAGAUGUUGUUUCUGUAUACUCUGAUAUUAAAGGCAAAUGUAAGAAAGGAGCCAAAGAAUUCGAUGGAACAAAAGUAUUUCUUGGAAACGGGAUUUCUGAAUUAAGCCGCAAAGAAAUCUUCAGUGGGCUACCUGAGCUGAAAGGUAUAGGCAUAAGAAUGACAGAACCAUUAUAUCUCAGCCCCUCAUUUGACAGUGUACUGUCCAGCUACUUAUUUUUACAGAAUUUGCCAUCUGCUGUAGUAACUCAUGUUCUGGAUCCUCAACCUGGAGAGAAGAUUUUAGAUUUGUGUGCAGCACCUGGAGGCAAAACAACGCACAUUGCAGCACUAAUGCAUGACCAGGGAGAAGUAAUAGCACUGGAUAAAAUAGCCAACAAAGUAAACAAAAUAAAGCAGAAUGCUUUAUUAUUAGGGCUGAAUUCCAUCAGGGCUUUUUGCUUUGAUGGAACAAAGGCGCUUAAACUUGAUAUGGCUGAGGACACAGAAGGAGAGCCUCCAUUCUUACCAGAAUCUUUUGACCGAAUUCUUCUUGAUGCGCCUUGCAGUGGAAUGGGUCAGAGACCCAACAUGGCUUGUUCUUGGACUUUGAAGGAAGUGACAUCGUAUCAGCCAUUGCAGCGCAAACUCUUUACUGUGGCAGUGAAGCUGCUAAAGCCAGGGGGAGUGCUGGUGUAUAGCACGUGCACAGUCACACUAGCAGAAAAUGAAGAACAAGUGGCGUGGGCCCUCACAACAUUUCCCUUUCUUCAGCUUCAGUCCCAGGAACCACAGAUUGGAGGAGAAGGCAUGAUGGGAGCUGGCCUGUCAUUUGAACAAUUGAAACAGCUGCAGCGAUUUGAUCCAUCUGUUGUGCCAUUGCAGGACAUGAACAUUGAUUCUCUCAGAGAGGCCAGAGUAGAAGACAUAGUUUGGAUGGCAAAUAAGGAUUGUAUAGGUUUUUUUAUUGCAAAAUUUGUAAAAUGCAAAAGCAUACAGGAGGACAAUCCUUAGAAAUGAAAAUUCCAAACAUUUGCUCUGUGUGUGUGCUUUUUAACUUAAAAACCAGUCUGUUGUCAGGCCAAGUGAUUGAUGGCAUUGUUGCUAAGGAAACAGAAGAGGCUGCCAGCUGUUUUACCAAGGAUCAAAAGACGCAGAGGAAGUAAUCAUGAGAGUGGUCCGAGGUUAUAUUUUGUAAUUUCAAAAUAACUUUUCCUUUUGAAUUUAGCAGAGUUUGAAGAAAAGUAGAUGCCUAUAGAUAUCUGAAACAUUUUUAUUUGGGGUUUUCUGUUUUAAUUUGUAAAAAAUGCAAGUAAUUUAUAAUGGUAAUCAGUGACUCUAACAAGGGAAAAAAUUAGCAAUAUUUAAUUUGAGUAUAAAAAAUAACUAGUUUUCAUUCCUGAGUGCCUAAGUAGUUCCUUAAGAACUCAGGGUAUGGGAAGUAUGACAUUUA
Pteronotus mesoamericanus is the source of this 2275-nucleotide messenger RNA. It is a transcript of the gene NSUN6, whose product is annotated as NOP2/Sun RNA methyltransferase 6. Gene Ontology annotation, molecular function: RNA binding; RNA methyltransferase activity. Gene Ontology annotation, biological process: RNA methylation. The record is from RefSeq and is a predicted model, not a curated record. The coding region runs from base 226 to 1836 and encodes 536 amino acids. The transcript is spliced from 11 exons. NCBI's taxonomy places the organism in Eukaryota, Metazoa, Chordata, Mammalia, Chiroptera, Mormoopidae.